Messenger RNA from Histoplasma capsulatum G186AR, 321 nucleotides. RefSeq lists its product as uncharacterized. The coding region runs from base 1 to 321 and encodes 106 amino acids. The transcript has a single exon. The record is from RefSeq and is a predicted model, not a curated record. NCBI's taxonomy places the organism in Eukaryota, Fungi, Ascomycota, Eurotiomycetes, Onygenales, Ajellomycetaceae.
AUGGAAGCUCAUGUUUCCGUCCCGAAACCGCGUGCGGCGACACGCGGAGUUGUCACGCCGCCACUUGGGACUACGGCUGUGAUGGGAUCGGAUCGCCGCAGUGGCUGGUUAUCACCGCGAAUCGAUUCUAAAAACAAAUAUGGGUAUAAUUUCGACGAAUGGGCACUAUUUCGCCCAACCGCCAUGACCCGUUCCCCCGCUGUUCGGGAGCAUACAGCGAGAGAAGUUAGAACAUAUCUUGGAUGCCUAACGGUUUGCGAUCCUGCGAUGGGAUCCUGUUUGGGACGAGGCGCGGCGGAGGAGUCGUUAGAAGACGUGUAG